UCCGUGAAGACCGUUUAGCACGUCAUCUGUCAUAGCUUUAACGCAGUGAACAUGUCUGUGUUUGUAACAAGAGAUCGCAGGUUAUGUGUUAAUGUGGCGUGACAAGUGGCAAACAGUCAGCAGGAAAAGGGAUACCGUCGCAGAUAACAUUCCAGGACCCGCUAUGGAAUCUCUUGCUUUGUCAAAAGGCAAAAAAUUAGUCCAUUUGGAUUUAAAGGGUGCUCCUCCUCGAAUGAACUACUUGCGUGAGAUCAUCAAUCUUUUUGCUGACCUUGGUGCAAAUGGAAUACUGAUCGAGUAUGAGGAUAUGUUUCCCUAUGAGGGAGAGCUGAAGAUUCUUCAGUCAAAUUCUCAUCCACCCUAUAGCCGUGAAGAAAUAAUUUCUAUUCAAGAUAUCGCAUAUUCCAGAGGGUUGGAAAUAAUUCCUUUGGUGCAGACAUUUGGACACCUUGAAUUUGUCCUGAAACACAGCAUCUUUCGGAAGUUACGAGAGGUAAGCCACUGCCUGGGCACCCUGAAUCCACACAUCAAGCAAGGAGUCACUCUUGUCAUGGAGAUGUUGCAUCAAGUUAUGGAGCUCCACCCUAAAAGUACAGCCCUACAUAUUGGGGCAGACGAGGUUUACAUGCUGGGUCAAGGAGAACAAUCUAAGGAGUGGCUUACCAAUCCAGGGUACAAUAUUCACAAACUGUUCCUCAGUUAUAUCACUAAGGUGGCAAAAGGCAUUCGGGAGAGCCACCCCAGCCUCAGUGUGAUAAUGUGGGAUGACAUGCUUAGAAGAAUGACCUCUGACACUAUUAAAGAAAGUGAUCUUGUUGGACUAGUGCAACCCAUGCUUUGGGACUACAGCCCUGUUUUGGAUGUGGCCAACAAUAUUCAGCUAAUGGAGAAAUACAGAUCUGCAGGAUUAUCAAAGCAGUGGGUUGCAAGUUCUUUCAAAGGCUCUACCACUGUAUACACCUGUGUGACUAGUACACAAAGGCACGUGGACAACCAUCUUCAGUGGUUAAGAGUGGCUUCUGGCCUCUCACCUGGGAUUGAUCUACAGGGCAUUGCAUUAACUGGGUGGCAAAGAUAUGAUCACUUGUCUGUUUUGUGUGAACUGAUGCCUCUCAGCUUGCAUUCACUUGCUUCAUGUCUACAGACUCUUCUCCAUGGAAGCUUUACUCAAGAAGCUCAAAACAAGGUGAUGGAGGCAUUGGGAACUGGUACAAUUGACGUAAGCGACAUAGAGAGGUUGUCUAAGGGUAGCACCUGCUCCUACACGGGGAUGAAACUAGCUGAAAUCAUUGUACAGUUAAUGGCAAUGUUGGAGUCUCAAGAAAUGAGAGACUUUGAAAGCAGUAUGUAUGUGAGAGGCUGGUUCAGUCCUUACCACAGACAGAAAAAGAUCGUUAACCCACUUAUUGCAGAGCAAAUUCAGAAGCAGGCCAAAAUGUAUGUGGAAGCUGUAGAGCUUAAGGUGCUAGAGGUGAGCCAGGAGAUGUGCUUACUCUACCCAGCCUCAACAGUGGAAGAAUGGGUCACACAGCAUGUUACUCCAGUGCUGAAACCACUACAGGACAUACUGAAGGAUAUCCACACUGCUAUGGAGGACAUGAGACUUUCCAUUAAUGACUCCUGAAGCUGAAAUUAGAGUGCUUAGAUGUAUUCCUGAAAUGUAUUGAAAUUCAUGUAAAUGAUUCCUUUUAGUAGCAUGGUGGCUGGAUGCUACAGUGGUGUAAAAUGUUUGCCCCCUCCCUGAUAAACAUGCACCAAAAAAAAAAAAGCUAUCAUAUUUAAAGUGUUUCAGAUCAUACAAUUUUAAAUAUUAGACAACUCAU
This is a messenger RNA of Electrophorus electricus (electric eel), 1823 nucleotides long. RefSeq names its product hexosaminidase d (gene hexd). Gene Ontology annotation, molecular function: hexosaminidase activity. Gene Ontology annotation, biological process: carbohydrate metabolic process. The record is from RefSeq and is a predicted model, not a curated record. Lineage: Eukaryota; Metazoa; Chordata; Actinopteri; Gymnotiformes; Gymnotidae.